ACAAAAUUUAAUAAAAUAUGGGUGAUGACUAUGGUUUUGAUAAAGUGAGAUUCACAAAUUACAAAGAGGACAUUUUUGAUUGUCCAAUUUGUUCAUGUGUUGCUAGACUUCCAAAAGAUUGUAGUUGUUGCGGAACAGUAUUUUGUGGUCCUUGUGUAGAUUCAUGGUUAAAAAAAUAAUCGUAAUGCAAUAACUAAAUUAUUUAGCGAAUGUAUUAAUAGGUGUCCGAAAAAUUCAACUAUCUAAAAUAUUUAAAAAUCUCUUAAAAAAAUAUAUGAUGAUCUUGAAAUUAGAUGUAAUCUUUAAAUUAGAAAAUUAGGUUCUUAUUGUCCAAAAUCAUUUAAAAUUGCAGAGAUUGAAAAACAUGAAAUAAAUUGCAAAUUACCGAAAUGUGUAAAUUAUGAGGUUUGUGGGAAUAUAGUAGGGUCAACAUAUGAAUUUGAAAACUUUAAAGUAAUAUGUAGUCAAUAUAUUUAGGUUUGUGAUCAUACAUGUAUGUUAAUGAGUAAGAUUAAAUAAACUAAGAAUAAAUUAGAUCUUUAUGCUUGCUUAAAAUAAUAUGUAAAAGAUAGAUAAAUAGGUUAAUAAGUUUAAAGUAAACUAAUAAUAUUAUACUUUAGCUAAUCAAUUAGGUUUAAAUUCAGAUUAAGUAAAUCCAAAUAUUCCUGUUUUUAAAUGGGAUAGAUAAAGAAUGGGAACUGGAAUAGUCUCUUCAGAUGGAGACACAAGAAUAUUUUUAAAAGAAUAAGCCUACAUGUUUAGAACCGCAGUCGCUACUUAUGGCUUUGAAAAGGGUAUUGGAUAUUGGGAAAUUGAAGCAGAUGAUAAAACAGAAAAUGAAUUAAAGAUUGGAGUGUCUACUUGCAGAGAUUUUAAUUAUAAUACUGCAUUUUGUGACUUUGAAUUUGGAUGGGCUUAUUAUGGAUUAGCAUAAGUAUAAUCUAUAAUUUAGGAAUUAAUAGUUACGUCAUAAUAGUAAUGCUACUGGACCAUCUUUUGGUAAGAGAUUUAAGAAAGAAGGAAUUUUAGGAGUAUGUUUAAAUAUGAAUACUGGAACUUUAAAAUUUAGUUUAAAUGGAGAAUUAAUGGGAACAGCAUACACUGAUGAAAAAUUAAAAUAAGGUCCAAUAUAUCCAGCUGUAUCAUUACUUCACUGCGCAGGAUGUAAAAUAAUAACUGGUAAACCUAUUCCAGCAAUAUUUUUGAAUUGA
Paramecium sonneborni is the source of this 1211-nucleotide messenger RNA. The record is from the annotation of a GenBank genome assembly. NCBI's taxonomy places the organism in Eukaryota, Ciliophora, Oligohymenophorea, Peniculida, Parameciidae.